AUGGAUGUGGGACACGUCGGCGAAGAUGUUGAGCAGCAGGCGCCAGCCACAGGAUCCUGUGCUGGCGCCUGUCGCGGAGAGUUCCGGUUUGUUUGGAAGGAGUCGGAAGAGCUCAUGCUGGAGUUCGCGGCUCACAUGCCGGGUUGGCGGCAGCUCUCGCGUGCUGACCUGCGGAGACACCGGUGCCUGCGCUUGAACCCACUAUGGUGGCUCUGUAUCUUUGGCUGCGCAGCCUGCAUCCUUCUGGGCCACGGCUUCCACGGAGCCUUUCGCCAGGGAGGGGCCGUCCGAAGCGACGAAUACGAGGUGGAGCGGCGAGCGCGCAUCUGGUGGGUCUACUGCUACUCCGGUGGCUUUGUUGGGACUGUGCUUGUGGAUCUCGUCGCGCUGAUGUCCGCGCUUGCUAGCGAAGGCAGCGGGGAGGAGCGCAACCGCACAGUCCGUUCCUGUGUAGUGGCCAUCCUGAUUCAGCUGUGGUACAUGCUCGGAGAUUUGAACCUGCUCUUCAUGAUGAGCCGAAAGGACACCGUCCUGAUGCACGCGUCGGCCAUCAGCCGGGUGACGUUCGGCGCAGCCUUCUUGGUGGCGUUCGUCAUCGGCCUGCUCACCCCGGCGGGCCAGGCGACCUUCCACCACUGGGCCGAGGGCGAGCCGGACUCGGAGGCCGGUGGUCCACCGCCACGAGAGACCGCGAUCACCUGGAUGAUCCGCUUGGUCUUCUGCCUCUUCAUGGUGGUGGCCUACCUCGGUGCCUCGUCACAAGCGGGUCACGAGAGUUUAAAGCCGAUUCGCGAUGCCAAAUGA
Symbiodinium necroappetens is the source of this 804-nucleotide messenger RNA. Lineage: Eukaryota; Dinophyceae; Suessiales; Symbiodiniaceae. The record is from the annotation of a GenBank genome assembly.